GUAGUGAGCCUCUGGAGCGAACAACCAGCCGAGCCCCCCGGGAAAAACGUGGACAAUGUCUCUGAUCUCCUCCCGCCAGUCCCGCAUGGCUUGAUUGCGCGCUCUGCUCGACAGCCUCAACACCACUUAGCAGUAGCCAUCGCGGCUGUUGCUGUUGCUGCUGCUGCUCCUCCUCACCUCGGCCAUGGCCCAACCAGUACCCCGCGAUGAGGCCUACCAGGCCGAGGCUGCGUCAGCCGACCGCGCCGACGACAUUGCGACACCGCCGGCGGCCGCGACAGCAGCGAUACGGAGGCCACGGACGGCGACCAACACGGCCGAGAUUGACAGCACCAUCCACCAUCCCGGCUCUGUCCGCAUCAACGUCAAGGGCGCCUUCAUCGUCGACGGCAACGAGCCCGGCACUCCCGCCGCGACGACGUCGACCUCUGCGACCCCGUCGAUCCUCGGCGACAGCCCGGGCCUCCCUGCCCACCACCUCGGCAGCAAUGGCAGCAGCGGCUUCCACGAGACAAAGGACAUCCGCCUGCCGAACCACACGGCCGUGGUGAGCCACAUUGCCGUCGACAUCGGCGGCUCCCUCGCCAAGCUGGUCUACUUCUCCCGCGAGGCGCACUCGCGGGAGCCCGGCGGCAGGCUCAACUUCCUGUCCUUCGAGACGGACCACAUCGACGACUGCAUAGAGUUCAUGCACCACCUCAAGGACAAGCAGCUCGCGCUCAAUGGCUCGGCGCCCUCGGACCUGUGUGUCAUGGCCACCGGCGGCGGCUCGUACAAGUACUACGACCGGAUACGGAAGCGGCUGGGGAUAGAUGUGCACCGCGAGGAGGAGAUGGAGUGCCUGAUCAUAGGUCUCGACUUCUUCAUCACCGAAAUCCCUCGCGAGGUGUUUACAUACUCGGAGACGGACCCGAUGCACUUUGCCGAGCCAGACGAGAACAUAUACCCUUACAUGCUGGUCAACAUUGGCUCGGGCGUGAGCAUACUCAAGGUGUCCGGGCCGCGGACAUAUGAGCGCGUCGGCGGCACGUCGCUGGGAGGCGGGACGCUGUGGGGGCUCCUCUCGCUGCUGACGGGCGCCGAGAACUUUGACGAGAUGCUCGACAUGGCGGCGCACGGGGACAACACGAAGGUUGACAUGCUCGUGGGAGACAUCUACGGCACCGACUACGGCAAGAUUGGGCUCAAGACCACGACGAUUGCCAGCUCUUUCGGCAAGGUCUUCCGGAUGAAGCGCGAGGCUGGCAACGACGCGGAGGAUAGUGGAGGUUAUACAGAUAGAGAUGAGACUCAGAACACAUCACGACAAGAAACACAAACACCGCAAGAGACGCCACCGUCACAAACAUCAUCCCACCCGCAACCCGCAGCAACAUCGCAAGACUGGGCAUACCCGUCUCCAACGCCAGCACCUGCGCCCGCGAGCCUGCAGCCGCCUGCCGCUGCCAGCACCACCACCAGCACCACUGAUACGCAGGAAUGGGCAUACCCGUCACCAGCACCGCCCCUCAAGUCGAGCACGGCCGGCGCCGACCAGCAGCCCGACGACGGGUCCGGCAAGCGCUUCUCGAGCGCCGACAUCUCGCGCUCCCUGCUGUUCGCCAUCAGCAACAACAUCGGCCAGAUCGCGUACCUGCAGUCGCGCGUGCACAACCUCAACCACAUCUACUUUGGCGGCUCCUUCAUCCGCGGGCACCCGCAGACCAUGAACACGCUCUCGUACGCCAUCAAGUUCUGGUCAAAGGGGUCCAAGCAGGCCUACUUCCUCCGCCACGAGGGCUACCUCGGCGCCGUGGGCGCCUUUCUCAAGCGGCAGCCCCGCAACUGGGGCCGGAGGGGCAGCUUCGAGGAAGGAGGAGGCCAGGCGGGGGGGCUGGAGGCGAGGAUGCGGGGCAGGACGGAUGCCACUGGCGGCGGCGACUCGGCGAGCUCGUCUGGUGCUGCUGCUGCUGCUGCUGCUGCUGCUUCUUCUUCUUCUUCGGGUGGAGUGACGGCCGGGGGGGCGGCAGCCGGCGCGAAUGUGGAGGAGGCAGUUGAGUGAAUAUGGAGGGCCCUAAAGUGGAUGAGCUUGUGCGUCGAUCAGCCGUGCAGGAUGAUGGGGAAACACAGGCGGACUUGUUUUUUUGCCAGGCUCGACGUGUCAAAACGGAAGGGAGUCUCGACAUUUCUGUGUUCUGGGGGACACCCAAGCAACGAAUUGUAAGCAAUUGUUAGGGGGCGCGGUAUAUGCUAGUAGAGACAAACAAGCGAAUUGGAUACCCAUUAGUUGUUUCUCUUGCCAACUUGAGAUGCAUGAUUCAUUUUCUCCUGUCCCAGACGAAUCUAGAGUAAAUUUCCGCUUGUCG
Molecule: messenger RNA, 2345 nt
Organism: Microdochium trichocladiopsis
Lineage: Eukaryota; Fungi; Ascomycota; Sordariomycetes; Xylariales; Microdochiaceae
Product: fumble-domain-containing protein
Exons: 3
Coding region: 185-2041 (618 amino acids)
Biological process (GO): coenzyme A biosynthetic process
Cellular component (GO): nucleus; cytosol
Molecular function (GO): ATP binding; pantothenate kinase activity
Source: RefSeq, a predicted model, not a curated record